AUGGGCGAGCGGUCGGCGGGUGUCCGGCACGUACGGAACGUCGACUGGCUGCAGGUGUCGGCGGUUACGCACAUGAUACGUCCGCUCACCGGCUCGACCGAUGAUCUGCUGGGGAUCGGUCCAGCAGCGCUCUCUUGGCACGCGGAGAUGGAGACGGAGCCGCGCCUGCCGGAGAAGCGGCGCCGGCGGGCCACCGGCCAGGAGCCGGUGUCGGCGCCGGCGCCGGCGCCGCUGUCGGUGCGCCAGCUGCAGGUCGAUGCGGCUGGCGGUGAGCCCCUGGUAAUCCGUACCCCAGCCGGUACGGAGGCCACCAGCAAGAUGCAGCAGAUUCUGCGCGCGCUCGGCCGCAGGCCUCGCCAGAGACGCGCCCGGAAACUCUCCAACGCCGCUCAGCUGAAACAGACCCAGGAGGGGGUCAUUGACCUGGAGACGCCGGACAGUAUCCUCACCAGAGUGCAGGUGAAGUCUCUGCUGAGCCGGUCGGCCUUCUGCCGGCUGCCGUCGCUCUACCAGCUGCAGCUGGCUAAGAUGCUGCCCGACGCCGACGGACCCAGCGGAUCAGACGGAACCAUGAAACUGGGCGGGGCGAGCCUCAACAACGAGUUCCUGGCUCGCGCCUGUCAGCAGUGGCAGGAGCGACUGAGGCGGGGCGAGUUCACGCACGAGAACCAGCACAAGUACCGCGCAGACGUGGACAUGAUGCGGCGCCGGCUGGACCCCUGGAAGGCGCGGAACUUUGAGCCGGUCUGGGGCCGGCGGCCGCGCCGCUCCGGCAGUCCGGUGACGCGUGAGGCCCAGUCGGUGCUCGGCACCGCCCUGCCGCCGGUGCCCGCCGCCGCCGCCGCCGCCGUCCUACCAGCCGCCGCCGCCACCACCACCGCCCCGGCGGCCGUCCCCGUCUCGGCGGCGGCAGCAGCGAGCAGCGCACCCAGCGGCUCGGCCGCCGCCUCGUCCGUACCUGAAGUGAAGCCAAAGAGGUCGUGGGCCACGCCGCCGCCGGAGUCAGCCGAGAGAGCAGCCGGCGCCGAGGACGAAGAGUGGAGCUCCCCCAACGACGUGUCUCUCGAGUCCACCACGUGGUCUCCGACUGAGGAAGCGGACGACUCGGGUCGGACCGAGGACGAGCUUCCUCCGGCCGAGGAGGACGAGGACGACGUCGGCGAGGAGGAGGAGCCCGAGGAGGAGGAACUGGAGAGGAUGAUGGAGCAGGUGGAGGAGGAGGAGGACGAGGAAGAAGAGCCGGAGGAGGCGGCCGCCGAGGUGGCCGUGUUUGUGGCCGGGUCGGUGUGCGGCACCCCGCCGGCGCCCGACAGCCCGCCGCGGGUGCAGCUGACUGCUCUGGUGGCCCCGCGCGCCGCCGGACGGAGGGACUCCCCGCCGCCGUCCCCGCCGCCGGCCGGUGUCGGCGUGUCCGUGCUGCCGGUCGGUGUGAGCUCCUCUGGGGGACCGAGCGGCUCGGAGAGGGCCGCGCCGGCUGACCCUCUCAUCACCACCAUCUCGAUCACGACGGCCAACUCGGAGCCCUCCUCUCCGGCCAGCGAAGUCGGCGGCGAACAGGGCACGGAGGAGGAGCCUCCGGCGGCGGCGGCGGCGGCGGCGGCCGAACCCGUCACCGUGGAGCUGCAGACCGCGGCGGGACGGCCGCCUGACCGGCCCACCUCCCCCGCCGAGCAGGAGGAGCAGGAGGAAGGAGAAGAUGAGGACGAGGAGGAGGAACAGCGGGUAACGAUAGUGCCGGUGCCUGGUCCGGCGCCGGCCCCGGCCGUGCAGGCAGUGUCAGAGGCUGUUGAGGGGAUGGAGAGCGACACCCCGCCGACAGUGACCCCAGCGGUGGCGUCUCCGGCUCGGCAGGAGGAAGUCACUGUGACGCCUCUGGUGACGCCGAGCACGUCACCGGCCCCGGCGGCGGUCCCGGCCGCGCCUCACCGGUCGCCGCCGCCGGCAGCGUCUGCCACCCUCUCCCCCGCCGCUGCUGCUGCCGCUGUCUCUGCCGCUGCCGUGGUGGUGUCGUCUGCCGCUCCAGCUCCGGUCGCCGCCUCAGUCCCGGCUCCGGCGGUCUCCACGACGGUGCGGCCGGCGCUGGCGGUAUCCGCCGGCCAGCCCCAGCCGGUGGCCGUGGCCGGUACCCUUCCCCUGCCGGCCACGGCGGGCGCUCAGCCCCGGCCACAGACCUCGGCCGCGCCCGUCGCGCAGCUGCGCACCAAGGGGAAGGGACGUGGGCAGGCCGGCAAAGCGGGUAAGGCGGCCCGUCCGCCGGCGGGUACGGUGAACCUGGAGCGCUCCUACCAGAUCUGUCAGGCGGUCAUCAACAAGUCGCAGAACCGCGCUCAGCUGCAGGCGCAGCUCAAACCGCUGCCGGCGCUGCUGGCGGAGCGCGGCGGCCCGGCCGGCCGGCGCUCGGCCGCCCCCACCGCCGCCGCCGAACAGGCGGCGCCGCUGGUGCUCGGAGAACUGGGGGAGAACGGAACCGUGGUGCUGCGGAAGGACCUGCUCGUCCGCGGCAAACAGAAGGUCUAUCAGAUGACUGACAGCAGCGGUAAGACGGUGCUGGUGAUGCGACCUGUCCUCGAGUCACCACGCGCGUCCAGCGCCCCGCCCGACCGGCCGCCGGCCGUCCUCCACCGGCUGGCCCGACCGAGCUCCACGGGCGGCGCCGUGCAGCUGACCCAGCUGACCCAGCUGACCUCCCAGCCGGCGGGACAGCACCAGCUCCUACAGCAGCAGCAGCACCAGCAGCACCAGCAGUUCAUACAACAACAGCAGCAGCAACAGCAACAGAUGGUCACACACCAACAGAUGUUACAGCAACAACAGAUGCAGGCGAGACAACAGCAGCAGCAGCAGCAGCAGCAGCAGCAGCAGCAGCAGCAGGUUCAACAGCAGCAAAUUCAGCAACAGCAACAUGUACAGCAGCAACAGGUACAACAGCAGCAGCAGCAGCAACAACAUGUUCAGCAUGUACAGCAGCAGCAGCCACCACAACCACAACCACAACAGCAAGUGCACCAGCAACAGCAGCCUGUGCAACAGCAGCAGCAGCAGCAUCUCAUGGUUCAGCAGCAACAGCAGCAGCACUUUAUCAGUCAGCAGAUGCAGCAGCAGCGGCAGCAGCAGAUGCUGGCCGCCCAGCAACAGCAGCAGCAGCAGCAGCUGUCUAUGAUGCAGCAGCAGCAGCAGCAGCGGCCCGGUGUACCGCAGCAGCGGUUCAUGCUGGACCCGAAUCAGAACGUGUCUGUGCGGCCGCGUCAGUGGACGCCGGCGGUAACCGCCUACCGGCCGGCGCAGUUGGACAAUGGCGCCACGCAGUAUGUCAGUCUAAACCAGCAGGUGGUGCAGAUUCAGAACUCUCCCAACCCCACGGCGGCCGGGGCGGCGGCGGCGGCCGCAGCCGCAGCUGCAGCGGCAGCCGCCGCGGCCGCGCCCGUCUCGGCCGGCCAGUCCAUGUUCCACCUGCAGCCGGGCGGCCGGCCCAUGGUGAAGGUGGUCUCGGGCGGCGGCGGCGACUGCGGCUGCAGCCUCAAGGCCAUGGUGAUGUGUCAGAAGUGCGGCGCGUUCUGCCACGACGACUGUAUGCCGGGUCCGCCGCAGCCGGCCGUCUGCACCACCUGUCUGGCGUGCCGGUGAUCGGCGCGCGGCGAGUCGACUGCCGACGGCGGCGCGAGGCAUCCCCGCGGCCGCCGGCGUGUGUGAUAGUGCCUUCGCUGUGUGAGUGCGCGUGGUUUUAGCAGCGGUCGGCGCGUCAGCCGGCUGAGUGUACUGGCCCCCGAGUCCGGCGGCCCAUAUGAUCUAUUAUCGCGCGGCGCGUUCCCAUGCUUUCCAGUGCGGGCGUUGAUCUUGUUCUUUUUUACCUAAUGCAGUUAAGGGUAUUUUGUUUAUAGUGCACUGAUAUUUAUUGUACUGCAUUCACCGUCGGGCGAUGUUCAACGCCAUUUGUAAAAUACAUAUGAUGUGCGCA
Amphibalanus amphitrite is the source of this 3955-nucleotide messenger RNA. RefSeq names its product putative Polycomb group protein ASXL2. Gene Ontology annotation, molecular function: chromatin binding; DNA binding. The transcript has 12 exons. NCBI's taxonomy places the organism in Eukaryota, Metazoa, Arthropoda, Thecostraca, Balanomorpha, Balanidae. The record is from RefSeq and is a predicted model, not a curated record. The coding region runs from base 1 to 3624 and encodes 1207 amino acids. Gene Ontology annotation, cellular component: PR-DUB complex. Gene Ontology annotation, biological process: animal organ morphogenesis; positive regulation of transcription by RNA polymerase II.